Messenger RNA from Alligator mississippiensis (American alligator), 1095 nucleotides. RefSeq names its product BCL2 associated agonist of cell death (gene BAD). Lineage: Eukaryota; Metazoa; Chordata; Crocodylia; Alligatoridae. The record is from RefSeq and is a predicted model, not a curated record. The coding region runs from base 463 to 999 and encodes 178 amino acids. The transcript is spliced from 4 exons. Gene Ontology annotation, biological process: apoptotic process.
GGGGCGGUCUCCAGGCUCCCCUCCAGCUCUCGGACUCCGGGGUCCUGAAGAAAGAGGCCUUCCCUCCCGCCCCCCAGCCCUCGGUCGCCUGGGCCCGCCCCAGCACGGAGACCCCCUGUCUAGGUCCUCGGACGCCUGGGUCCGCCCAGACCGGGGAGGGGGCGGCAGCCGCGAACGCAGCUGCGACUGCGCAAAGUGCGUAGACCCACACGGAAGCCACCGCGCCAGCAGUGUAGGCGGUGUCCAGAAUACGACGGUCAUAGACACAGACGGGGUAGAGCGCCCGUCGCCACCUUAGGUGCGGGCAAGCGAAGCCCUAGACCCGCCCGGCUGCGGCCAUUAUUGUUUAGGGUUGGAAAACCACGCCCCUCCAGGCAGUCGCCUUCUUAAGUGCGGGCAAGGGGAGCCCCCGCCCAGCCAACCGGUGACGCCAAAGCGGCGGGGCUUCCCUCGUGACGUUACAUGCUGCUAUUGGUCCGCUGCGCCUCGCCCCGCCCCGCCCCGCCCUGCCCUGCCCUCUCCUUCUUCAUCCCUCCCUUAGCGCCGGGGCGACCCCGAGCUCGGGGCAGCGCGGACGGACGGAGCGAGAGACCCGGGCCCGACCAUGCCGCCCCCGUGAGUAUGUUCCGCCUCGAGGAGUUCCCGGAGGAGGACGCCUGCCCCGGGCCGGGGACCCCCGGGACCCCCGAGACCACGCGGGGGGGCGCCCCCAGCUCCCCCAGCACCGACCCCCGCACCCGCCUGCCCUCGGCACCCUCCGCAGCGGAGCCCACCGAGCCGGGGACACCCCAGUUUCGGGGGCGCUCGCGGUCGGCCCCCCCGGUGCUCUGGGCCGCGGCCCGGUUCGGCCGGGAGCUGCGCCGGAUGAGCGAUGAGUUCGACGUCGUCCUGCAGGUGCUGCCGCGGCCCCGGAGCGCCGGCACGGGCUGGAGGGAGGCCCUGCAGGGCUGGUGGGGGCGGCGGCCCCCCCAUCCCAGCCCCCCCCGCGGCCCCCCGUGACGAGAGACCCAAGUGUGGGGCAGGGGGCUGCCCCCACAUUUUGCUAUGGGGGAGGGGGGGUUUCUACCGAGCUUUGUAAUAAACAGGAUGCAUUUU